AUGGCUAGUAGAGAUUUGGCACCACAAGUUCCAGAAGGUUGGAAAGCUGUUUACGACGACCAGUACCAAACCUGGUUUUACGUAAAUUUGAAGACUGAACAAUCCCAAUGGGAAGAACCUGAGGGAACAACAUGGCCACGGGGUGUUGAACAAAGACCAGCAGGUCCACCACCUUCAGCAAGCUAUUCAAGUAAUGUACCGGAAAAAGCUCCUGAACCUCAGUACGUGCAGCAGCAGCCUGAGCAACAGCAAUCUUAUCCAGCUCAACAACCGGAGGCUCAAUCACAACCACAAUCGUAUCCAACUGAAAGUUAUCCGGCUCAAAGCUAUCCUCAGCAACAACCGGUAUACCAGCAGCAACAACCGGCAUACCAACAACCUUAUGUCGCAACUCCAGCUCAAGGAACGGCCCAACCACAGGAACAGCAGAAAGCAUCCAAGGGCUACGGGAGUACUGUGCUAGGAGGUAUCGCUGGUAUUGGUACCGGUCUGUUGGCCGGAUCAUUGCUAUCACAUGCGAUGUCAUCUCACCAUGAUAAGAAGCAUAACGAAAGCCAUUUCAGUGGGUCUAGUGGGUCUAGUGGCUUUGGUGGCUUUGGUGGUUUUGGUGGCUCCAGCGGUGGAAGACCUAAUGAGAGACCUUUCAAUGGCCCACCAAAUAACAACCAUGGAGGUUUCGGUGGCCAUGGCGGUCCCGGCGGUCCUGGCGGCCAUGGUGGCCGUGGCGAUGGACGCUUCUAA
Messenger RNA from Kluyveromyces lactis, 741 nucleotides. Its product is annotated as WW domain-containing protein. The coding region runs from base 1 to 741 and encodes 246 amino acids. NCBI's taxonomy places the organism in Eukaryota, Fungi, Ascomycota, Saccharomycetes, Saccharomycetales, Saccharomycetaceae. The transcript has a single exon. Gene Ontology annotation, molecular function: protein binding. The record is from RefSeq and is a predicted model, not a curated record.